Ananas comosus (pineapple) is the source of this 654-nucleotide messenger RNA. RefSeq names its product serine carboxypeptidase II-3-like. The record is from RefSeq and is a predicted model, not a curated record. Gene Ontology annotation, molecular function: serine-type carboxypeptidase activity. The transcript is spliced from 5 exons. Gene Ontology annotation, biological process: proteolysis. Gene Ontology annotation, cellular component: vacuole. Bases 1 to 654 code for a protein of 217 amino acids. Lineage: Eukaryota; Viridiplantae; Streptophyta; Magnoliopsida; Poales; Bromeliaceae.
AUGGAGGGGACAUAUGAGUUCCAAUGGGGACAUGCUUUGAUCUCUGAUGAGAGUUACAGUAAAAUUCGAGAAAAAUGCAACUUCUCUGCACCGAAUAACGAAUGCUUUGAUGCUGAAUCUGAAAUCGACAUUGGAUCCAUUGACUGGUACAACAUCUACGCUCCAAAUUGUCGUUCUGCUGAGAAUCGCGAAACCAAGCCCGACGACAGGGUGGGAGAUUUCGACCCAUGCACGGACGACUUCGUCUCUCUUUAUCUGAACGAUCGUGCAGUGCAGAAAGCGCUUCAUGCGAAAGCACGCGAUUGGAAAUUCUGCAAUCUCCUACAAUGGAAAGACAGGCCACAGACUACGCUGCCGGUAAUCAAGAAUCUCAUUGAAAGUGGCUUACCAAUUUGGCUGUACAGUGGUGAUACCGAUGGAAUAGUGCCAAUAACAGCGACGAAAAAUGCUCUCAAAAAGCUUAAUCUAUCGAUAAGUAACAAAUGGCGACCAUGGUACUCCAACCAAGAGGUCGGAGGUUAUGUUGAGGAGUACAAAGGGUUGGUGCUGGUUACAGUGAGAGGAGCAGGGCAUAUGGUUCCAAGCUAUCAGCCUGAGAGAGCACUAACUAUGAUCGCUUGCUUCCUCAGGGCCAAGCUUCCACCUACUUCCUAA